AUGGCAACCGCGCGCUUGCGCAAAAAGUCCUCCCGGAUGGCUCUAUCCCCUAACGUGGCUAAACCUACGUUGAAUAAGCCGCGCUCUGGAAGAGAUCGUCGCGGCCCUUGGGCUGGGAUGAAUCAGACCGAGGCUCGCAUUCCAGAUACGCCACGCCCACGCUCUCAAGCCGCUGUCAGGCGCUCCGGCGACCGCAGUGAACAAGGCAAAUCCGAGAAAACCGAGGCGCCUCUGUUCAAAGCACUGAAGAUGCAGACUACUCUCUCUCCGGUAUCCUACGGCCGCCGGGCAGCCAUCAAGUCAAAGAUCUCCAAUCUCACCAGCUUCGAUCACUUCCCCCUCCUUCCCGCGGUCCGCCAUGCGAUUUUCACCCAAGCUCUGCCCGGACUCGCCGAGGUCACGCCAACUCCGAUUCAGCGUCUUGCGAUCCCACAGCUUCUCGCCGAUAAUAACAAAACCAAAACCCAACCAGUGGAGGCGGAUGAGGAUGCUCCCCAAUAUGAUCAGUUCCUUCUUGCAGCGGAAACUGGUUCUGGAAAGACAUUGGCAUAUCUCCUUCCGGUUGUCGAUGCGGUCAAGCGUGCCGAAGCUCGAGACAAGGAAGAACAGCAGAUCUUGGAAGAACAGAAGGCUAAGGAGCGCGAGGAAAGAUUGAAGAGUCGGACCUUCGAGCUUGAGCCGGAGGAGCCUCCAAUGUCUGAUGCCGGUCGCCCGAGGGCAAUCAUCCUGGUUCCUACUUCGGAGCUUGUGGCACAGGUUGGAGUCAAGGUCAAGGCCCUCGCCCACUCGGUCAAGUAUCGCUCAGGGGUUAUUUCUUCCAAUCUCACCCCGCGUCGGAUCAAGAACACUCUCUACCACCCCGAUGGCAUCGAUAUCCUGGUCUCGACACCGCACCUCCUAACCUCCAUCGCCAAAACCAAUCCUUAUCUCCUCAGCCGCGUCAGUCAUCUUGUUCUCGAUGAGGCCGAUUCUUUGAUGGAUCGCUCUUUCCUUCCGACCACUACCGAGAUCAUUGAGAAGACGGCGCCCUCACUCAAGAAGCUGAUCUUCUGCUCCGCCACAAUCCCCCGCAGUCUUGACAACCAGCUUCGCAAGCGCUACCCGGAUAUUAAGCGCCUGACCACUCCGAAUCUGCAUGCCGUUCCCCGACGCGUACAACUCGGUGUGGUGGAUAUCGAUAAGGAGCCCUACCGUGGAAACCGCAGCCUCGCCUGCGCAAACGUGAUCUGGUCAAUUGGCAAGGCCGGCGAGCCUGGUGAGGAGAACUUCGGACCUCUUACGCAAUACAUGGGUCCCAAGGUUAAGAAAAUCAUUGUUUUCGUCAACGAGCGUGAGGAGGCGGAAGAGGUUGCCAAAUUCCUUGUGUCGAAGAACAUCGACGCCGUCGCGCUGUCUCGUGAUUCCAGCUCCCGGAAACAAGAGGAAAUUCUCGCCGAAUUCACCGAGGUCGACCAGCCCCCAACCGCAGACGAGAUCAUGCUACUCCGCAAGCAGGCUCGCGCCGAGAAAUCCAUUCCCUUCUUGGAGCCUGAGAAGAAGCCCGAGAUCGAUCGCCGCUUGCCCAACACCAAAGUCCUCGUCACCACCGAUAUCGCGUCUCGAGGCAUUGAUACUCUGGCAGUGAAGACUGUCAUUCUCUAUCACGUCCCCCAUACCACCAUCGACUUCAUUCACCGCCUCGGUCGCCUGGGCCGUAUGGGCAAGCGUGGUCGUGGUGUCGUGCUGGUUGGAAAGAAGGACCGCAAGGAUGUUGUCCGCGAGGUUCGCGAGGGCAUGUUCCGAGGACAAGCUCUGAUUUAG
This is a messenger RNA of Penicillium subrubescens, 1800 nucleotides long. It is a transcript of the gene mrh4, whose product is annotated as ATP-dependent RNA helicase MRH4. Gene Ontology annotation, biological process: maturation of LSU-rRNA from tricistronic rRNA transcript (SSU-rRNA, 5.8S rRNA, LSU-rRNA). The coding region runs from base 1 to 1800 and encodes 599 amino acids. Gene Ontology annotation, cellular component: nucleolus. The record is from RefSeq and is a predicted model, not a curated record. Gene Ontology annotation, molecular function: nucleic acid binding; ATP binding. The transcript has a single exon. Lineage: Eukaryota; Fungi; Ascomycota; Eurotiomycetes; Eurotiales; Aspergillaceae.